This is a messenger RNA of Athalia rosae (coleseed sawfly), 1844 nucleotides long. Its product is annotated as transmembrane protein 192. Gene Ontology annotation, cellular component: late endosome; lysosomal membrane. The record is from RefSeq and is a predicted model, not a curated record. The transcript has 4 exons. Bases 510 to 1175 code for a protein of 221 amino acids. Lineage: Eukaryota; Metazoa; Arthropoda; Insecta; Hymenoptera; Athaliidae.
UCAACAAGAUGCGCUCGUACUAAAUUAAAGUUUUAAUUCUCGUACCGGAGUUGGUAAUAGUACUGGUAGACUGGCAUCUGUAGUUAAUCUUGACAGCUUUGCCUCGGAACAAAGUGCAUGAUUCAUAAUUUUCACAUGAAUCUUUCGUUGGCAUCUGAAUUCCGAUUGAUUGACAGAUAGUGCGUAAGCAGGGAGGGCCGUAAAAUCCAAGAACAGAUUCGCCGAGUUGUACGUAUACGUACGUAAUUGCAAAGGAAUUCAUUUCCCCCUACUUGGAUGAAUGGGUACAAAGUUCGCAACAUUGUAACAGCUGAAAAUUGUUUACCCUUCAUCUUUGGAUUUAUAGAAUAAUAUUUAUCGGGGGAUGGUCAGUUUCAUUCGACACCUAAACAACUCUGAAACCGUACAGUAAUUUCCAACGUGUCUAUAAACAUGGAUGACGAAGAGUAUUUACAGCCUGUAUUGUCGUCACAGGAAGAAGAUUAUUUUCAAAAACUUGAUACGAUACCAUGCGCAACCUCGGCGCUUGUGUUAGGACUCUAGAAAUAACUGGAAUUACUUUUGUCUGUCUUUGGCCCCAGGAGCAAAACAAAUGCGACACUUACUUUAUACUGUUAUACCUUCACUGUGCCUAUUGGUUGGUCAUUAUGCUCGUCGAUCAGUUGCUUAAAUUGAAACACCAUCACCUAAGAAUCAGUGGUUAUCUCGAUUUCUAUCAGUCGACGUAUCAGCAUAUUAGGGCACCUUUCUUUGUCGCUUCUCUUUGGAACACCGCUUAUCUUAUGCUCGCAGUCAUAUUGCAUCAAACGCACCAGACUGAUUAUGAAAAAUACUGCAGAGCCUCUGAGUGGAUCACUCCAGUUAACUAUAUCCUACUCCUCACCACUCUGGAACUUGCAGUUAUCGUACCUACUUACGUGAACUAUAUAAGAAGAGUUGUGAAAUUCAAUCGUCUUCGACCAUUGCCCGAUGUCACCAGAGAAGAAUGGCUGUCUUCUUUCACGCAAGAUUCUUACGCAGGAGGGGGAGAGGUGGGCUGUCAACAGAAAGGAUCAAAGCUAGUCGAAUUACUCGAGAAACAAGCCGACCUCAUUCGAUAUUUGAGAGAUCAUAACGUGAAACUUAGCCACAGGAUGAUGAUGCUGGCUGCGCAACGUAGGGCGACUGAACCAUAGAAAUUGAUGUCAAGUUCUAGAUUUCAUUCUCGAUUUCACUGAUAUUCAACAUGUAGUCGUUGAACUCGAAGUAGCUUCGUUCCCUGCAAAUCCAAAGAAUAGUUUGCUGAUCAAGGAAGUUAAUUGUCGAACAAAUGUUUUUCCCUGUGCUAUGUUCCAGAAUAAUCAAAGGCACGAUGUGUGAUGUAGAAAAUACCAAAUUCUUCCACAGUCACCGUUGCUCUCUCUUAUGUUGACGGAUUUAUUAUUGUAGAUUAACAUUUGCAGGAAUGAUUCUACGCUAUUUCAAUCAUCUACUUUGCCAAGCUUUGGCAAGCUAAUUAUUCAGAAUCUUUGUAAUAUUUGAUUCAAUCAAUCAAAAGUCACGUCGAUAUCCGAUCUCGGACGGAUGAUUAAUUCCUCUGAUCUGUAGCGCGUUUGAGCUUAAAGAAAGGAGUUAUUUGGAGAAACUUCGAUAGAAAAUUCUAUCAGUUGCAAUUUGGCGUGCACAGAAGGAAUCGUUGAUAAAUGGAGCCGGAUCUCGAUUAUUGUACAAAGAGGAGUCAUUGAGGGAAGAAUGGUGAAAAAAUUUCCUCAGACAAUACUGUGAUAUACACCGUAUAUACAACGUAGGAAUGUUUUUGACAAUUCGAUAAUAAAAUAUAUAUAUUUUACAUUCUUAUCGUAAAA